AGCUUCUGACUCUGGUCACAGUCUUACAGCGAGCAGCCUAAAACCCUGUUUGGAUCAAAAUCUGACAGAAAUAAAUUAUUGAGAAUAUUGACUUGAUUGUCGGGAAAAGAAGGAAUUGACGGAUGGAUAUUCUACUUGUCAUGGGGAAAAUAUUCCUACAGUUUUUCUGGAUUAUAAUGGAGGACUUUAUGAAUGUUAUUUCCACGGCAUGGAGGGAUUUGCCAGGUCUGAGGCAGCUCUUUCCAAAUGCAAAGAAGGAGCCAAUAUACUACAGCAGGAAAAAGGGGCGAGAGAGUGUAGCAUCUCUGUUUAUGACUGUGGAAGAAACCCCCGAACCCAUUCCAGUGAAAGUCAAAGGGGAAAUUCCGAAAUGGUUAAGAGGAAAGCUGCUGAGAAAUGGGCCUGGAAAAUUUGAAUUUGGAAAUGACAUGUACAAUCAUUGGUUUGAUGGUAUGGCAUUGAUGCAUCAGUUCAGAAUUGAAGAUGGCAAUGUAACCUACAUGAGCAAGUUUCUUCGCAGUGAAACCUAUCAGACCAACAGUGCAAACAACCGAAUCAUGGUUUCUGAGUUUGGAACUUUAGCAAUGCCUGACCCUUGCAAAAACAUUUUUGCAAGAUUCCUGAGCAAAUUUGAAAUACCAAAAGCAAGUGAUAAUGGAAAUGUGAACUUUGCACGCUACAAAGGAGAUUACUAUGCAACCACUGAAACUAAUUUUAUUCAUAAAGUGGACCUCAAUACCCUUGACACCAUAGAAAAGGUAGAUUGGACCAAAUUUAUUGCAGUCAAUGGAGCAACAGCCCAUCCUCAUUACGAUCCUGAUGGGACAACCUACAAUAUGGGCAAUUCAUAUGGAAAAAAUGGCACGGCCUAUAACAUCAUUGCAGUUCCUCAGCAGAAGUCAGAUGAUGAGGAGACACUCGAAGACGCUAGAGUUGUUUGUCAAAUAACACCAAUCGACAGCAUGAAGCCUUCUUACUACCACAGCUUUGGAAUGUCUGAGAACUAUGUUGUCUUUGUCGAACAACCUCUGAAAAUAAAUGUAUUGAAAAUUCUUACAUCCAAGUUCAGUGGUGAAAGUUUAAGCUGUGCAUUUAACUGGGAGCCAGAACUCAACACUGUCAUCCAUGUAGCUAAUAAACUCUCAGGAGAGAUUGUUCCCUUCAAGUAUUACAGCAAAGCCUUUAGUACAUUCCAUCAUAUUAAUGCAUUUGAAGAUGAUGGCUUUAUUGUUCUUGAUCUCUGCGGUCUUGAUAAUGGCGAUGUCAUGAAUAACAUCAACCUGCAAAAUUUACGUCAGUCUGGAGAAGCAUUGGAUGAGGUCUACAAUACUUUACCAAAAAGCUUACCACGCAGAUUUGUCUUGCCUUUGAAUAUCAACUCCAACACACCUAUAAAUCAGAACCUCAACACUUUGACAUACAGCAAUGCAGUUGUAUUCAGAACGGCUGAUGGAAAGAUUUGGUGUGAGUUUGAGGACCUCCAUGACGACGAUUUAUUGGAUGAAGGUGGAAUGGAAUUUCCGCAAAUUAACUAUGCAAAGUAUAACAUGAAGAAAUACAAAUUUUUGUAUGGAUGUGGAAUAAACAAUAUCAUGGUAGAUUCUCUUAUAAAGAUGGAUGUGGAAACAAAGAAAUUUAAGAUGUGGAAAGAAAAAGGGUACUAUCCAUCAGAGCCAGUCUUUGUGCCAUCUCCCGACAGUGCAGAUGAGGAUGAUGGAAUUAUCUUAUCUGUAGUUGUUUCGCCAAAUCAGAACAAGAGCAGCUUGCUGCUUAUCCUUGAUGCCAGGACCUUCACUGAAAUAGGAAGAGCAGAAGUGGCUGUCUGUAUACCAUCUGGAUUUCAUGGUGUUUUUGCAGCAAAGUAGACCUUCCACAAAUUGUACAACUGGGUCCCAGCACCUCAAACUCCAAAAACAUUUAAAUGCAUGCUUUUGUUAUAAAGUGAUCUUAACAUUGAAUAAACAGUAAUGAUUAAUUCACAAAUUUAGUGCAAUAGAUCUCACUUAGUAACAACCCAGUAAGCUCAAGUUAUGCUAAAUAGCCAAAGCAUUAUAGCUUUCUGUAAAUUAAGGCCUUAAAAUCACAUUUAAUGUUCAGUUUUAACUAUUUUUGACUUCCUAUUGCUGAUGCACGGGUGUGAUGUUUAAAAAAAUGUUUGCUGUUAGAACGCUGCUUUUCAAAAGAGGCAAAAAAAAUUAUCUUUCUCAGAAAACUGAUAAAACCAUCAGUUACUCUCAAUGGCCAAUCUCUGUAAUAGAGAAUAAGUUACCCAUGAUCAUGGUCCAUCAGUGAGUCAAUCUAUGGAAUGCACCUCCUAGAUAAAUGGUGGAAGGGCUCAGUAUUAAUAUUAUCAGAACUAAAUUAAGCUGAUUUCUUUCACAAGUAAUAUUUUGUAUUCCAUUCUGUGAGAUGGGGUAUGUGGUAAAUGUAACAUUCUUGGCAUAAACAGAUGACUUUGGAGCAAUGUUUCUGAAGCUUACAACCACUCAGACAUUUCUUGUCUCAUUUCACGGUCUGUUUUAGACUAAUUGAUAGCCAUUGAUUAUGUGGUCAGUCAUAAUAUCAUUCAUAAAAUCAGAAUGGAAGAGGCCCUUUGGCCCAUUGAAUCUGUAUCACCAAAAAUACACUACUGUUUAUACCAGUCCCACUUUUCUGCCUUAGUCCUAUAGUUUUGAAUGUAAUGACACUAAGUGUUCAUCCACUACUUU
This is a messenger RNA of Chiloscyllium plagiosum (whitespotted bambooshark), 2708 nucleotides long. It is a transcript of the gene bco2b, whose product is annotated as beta-carotene oxygenase 2b. The record is from RefSeq and is a predicted model, not a curated record. Gene Ontology annotation, biological process: retinal metabolic process; carotene catabolic process. Gene Ontology annotation, molecular function: carotenoid dioxygenase activity; beta-carotene 15,15'-dioxygenase activity. Gene Ontology annotation, cellular component: mitochondrion. NCBI's taxonomy places the organism in Eukaryota, Metazoa, Chordata, Chondrichthyes, Orectolobiformes, Hemiscylliidae.